This is a messenger RNA of Diaporthe batatas, 1593 nucleotides long. RefSeq lists its product as uncharacterized. The record is from RefSeq and is a predicted model, not a curated record. The transcript is spliced from 2 exons. The coding region runs from base 244 to 1554 and encodes 436 amino acids. Lineage: Eukaryota; Fungi; Ascomycota; Sordariomycetes; Diaporthales; Diaporthaceae.
CCGAGGACAUGAACAAUGCAUCCCAUUGUCAACUUAGCCUGUGCGGAUACCUUUGCUUUAUCUUAAGCACACCCUUCAACUUGUUGUGAGCUUAAUUAUAUAUGCAGAGAUCUGCGAUUUAGACACGUCAUAAAAGACAAGAUAGAAGCCCACGGGUCGUUCAGAGAUCAAGACGACACUGAGUGAGGCUGCGCCGAUCUCUUACACUUACAGCCAUAACCAAAUCAGCAGAGAGACGUCGCAAUGUCAACCGUGUUCGACAUCAAGGAGCAUGUCGUGGACGGCCAACAUAUCCGGGAAUAUCCUCGAGCAACUGCACACUCACAAGAGGAAGUGCUCCAGCUGGCGGUAAAACAGUACAUCCCGAAGGACAACCGAAAUCCGAAGCCAGGAGACAUAACCUUGAUCGCAUCUCACGCCAAUGGCUUCGUAAAGGAGCUGUAUGAGCCCCUGUGGGAGGACCUGCUCAAUGCCGUCCGCCAGCAGGGCUUAAAUAUCCGUGCCAUCUGGAUGGCAGACAUUGCCUGGCAGGGCACGAGUGGGGUUCUCAACGAGGGCCGGCUGGGCAACGAUCCGUCGUGGAUGGACCACGCACGCGAUCUGCUGCACCUGACCAACGUCUUCCGGGCCCAGAUGCCCCGGCCUCUGGUGGGCGUGGGCCACUCGUUCGGCGGCAACAUCAUCACCAACGUCAGCCUCAUGCACCCGCGACUCUUCAGUGCCCUCGUCAUGAUCGACCCGGUGCUGACCCGCGAGCACGGGCUGGGGCCGCUCUAUGGCUUCGGCACCCUGCGCGCCUCGUCGGGCCGCAGGGACGUGUGGCCCAGCCGUGCCGAAGCCGAGCGCGGGAUCCGCAAGAACAAGUUCUACUCGACGUGGGACCCGCGGGCGGUGGACCGCAUGAUCCAGUAUGGGCUCCGCGACUGCCCCACGGCGCUGCACCGGGACGCCAGGGGCGGCGAGGUGACGCUGACGACGACCAAGCACAUGGAGUGCCUGACGUACUACCGCCCCACGCACCAGGGCCCGCGAGACCCGGCGACGGGGGCCAAGACAAUGGACAAGAGCCUCAUCCCCGACGCGACCGAGGACAUCGACAACUACCCCAACUUCCCCUUCUACCAGCCACCAACGCCCAUCACGGCCAAGAGGCUGCCCGAGGUGCGGCCCGGGGUGCUGUGGGUGGCGGGCGAGGACAGCACGGUGUGCACGCCCGCGACGCGGCGGGAGAAGAUGGAGACGACGGGCUACGGGGUGGGCGGCAGCGGCGGGGCGAGGGCCGGCAGGGUCAAGGAGCUCGUGGUCAGCGGGACGGGCCACCUGGUGGCCAUGGAGAAGCCGCAGGCCGUGGCCAAGGGCGCGGCCGAGUUCCUCCGUGGGGAGUGGGAGCGGUGGAAGAAGGAGGACGACGAGUACAGGCGGUGGGCCGAAGGCACAGACGAGCGGACCAAGGCCAUGAUGGACGACGACUUUGUGGCGCUGGUCAAGAGCGUGGGGCCCGAGGCCAACAGGAGGAAAGACGGCACCAUGGGGGGACUGAAGCCAAAGUUGUGAUUGUACAUGGGUGUUGUGAGCCUGUGGUCCAGAUUAUGG